Messenger RNA from Babesia microti strain RI, 984 nucleotides. RefSeq lists its product as hypothetical. The coding region runs from base 1 to 984 and encodes 327 amino acids. The record is from RefSeq and is a predicted model, not a curated record. The transcript is spliced from 3 exons. Lineage: Eukaryota; Apicomplexa; Aconoidasida; Piroplasmida; Babesiidae.
AUGUUAUGUAUGAUUCUUUUUUUUAAUGCAGCUCUCUCAUUUGUAGUUCAAUAUUACAAACAGAAUGUAUAUGUACCCAUUCAUACAACCACUCAAUUUGCAUUUAAAUGUACAACGAAUUUACCUAAAGCUAUCAGUAGUGACUGGGAAUGGAAGAAUGACCAUCUAAACAUGAGUGGUCCUUGGACCAUGUUUCUACCCAAAUCUAUAUCAGAUAUACCACUAAUAAUCUCCAAUAACGAGAUAAAUCCCACCAUGCUAUUCCUCGACCCCUCUGGUAGAGUUUCAUCAACUGAAUCUGGUUCUACAAAUUCUGGAUUUUUCCUAUUAGAUUCUAUGCCUAGUGAAUCUUUAUCGGAUGGGAGAAGAUUUGCUUGUGUUUUAGCCAGUGGCUUCAGGUAUCACAACCUAAGGCUUGUGCUGCUGGGUAGGGUAUUCAUGUCUAACAAACCAAUAAUAAGCGAGUUAAACAAUAUAAUACAACUAAAAUCGGCGAUUUUCAUAGGUCAUGCCUUCAUUGAACAUUAUGAAAAUAAGGACAGAGAUGAAAUAUUGCACCGUCUAAGACAUAGAAUUUCAAUGGUGGACAUUCACUACAAUGAAAUAGAUCCCAUAAAUUGGAAAUUCGUUUCAAUGGACGGAAUUGGCAAUCCACUCAGGAAUCUUUACGGAAAUGACAAUUGGCGUUGGUUGGGACCAACAAUCGGUUAUAGAAUGUUACAAGACACAAAAAACGACUAUUUCGACAAGCAAACACACAUGUACCAUAGUAAUACAGCUCAAAACACUUAUAACUAUUUCGAUCCAGAAAUAUCGGAAGCACCAAAGAUUGCAGAUGUUAAUAAAAUAUUGGGAAAUAUAUUCAAUAAAGCCUUUGCCACUAAGUGUACUAUUAAUAAACCAUUGAAUUGUGAUAAAAUUAUUGAAGAGUUGUGCAAACUGGCUGCCGAAGGUCCGGAUCAUUAUAAAAAAAAAUUUAAAUAA